This is a messenger RNA of Auanema sp. JU1783, 1107 nucleotides long. NCBI's taxonomy places the organism in Eukaryota, Metazoa, Nematoda, Chromadorea, Rhabditida, Rhabditidae. The record is from the annotation of a GenBank genome assembly.
AUGUCGAACGAUUGGGGGAACGGCUGGGGUGAUACCCAAUGGAACAACAAUCAGUAUAACCAACAAUCUACAGGAUAUACUAACAAUGGUUGGAAUGACGACUUUUAUCAAAGUCAGCAACAACAGCCACAGCAGCCACAACAGUCACAACAGCCUGCACAGAACCCAUAUGGACAAACGCAAGCUUAUGGAAACUUCCAACAACCUGCACCUGCUCCGCAGAAUAAUAUGGGAGGAAACUCUUUUGGAUUCCCUGGCCAACAGUUCAUGUCUGACCCAAUGUUAGCAGCAGCUCAACAGUUUGGUGGUCAAUUCGCCGAACAACAAAAAGAAAAAUUAACGAAAUAUAUAACUGGCUUCAAUUUGAAAUAUUAUUUCUCUGUUGAUAACACUUAUGUCGGAAAGAAAUUAGCUAUAUUGUUGUUCCCCUUCCUUCACAGGGAAUGGGCUCCUCGACACUGUGGAGGUGAUGGGCCAGUUCCCGCUAAAGAAGAUGUUAAUGCUCCUGAUCUCUACAUUCCCAUUAUGGCUUUCAUUACUUAUGUGCUCGUUUCGGGAUUUGUUUUGGGAACACAAGGAAGGUUUUCUCCUGAAAUGCUUGGAAUCCUGACUAGUAAUGCAUUCAUCUGGGUGAUAUUAGAGAAUAUUGUUGUUUUUGUGAGCAAGUACAUUUUGAACAUUUCUCAGUCUUUAACGUUAUGGCAUUCACUAUCCUUCAGUACUUAUAAGUUUGUAGGAAUGAUCGCAUGCUUAAUUGUCUUCAUGACUGGAGGAAAGACUUUGUAUUAUUGCACAUUGGGAUACACAGCUUUUGCUUUGGUUUUCUUCUUGUUGCAAACUGUUAAGAACUUUAUUUUUGAUAGCAAUCAUUUCGGAGGUGAUGAUGGCCGGAAGAGAAAGUUGAUCCUCAUUUUAUUUAUUGCCAUCUCACAACCGUUUAUUAUGUGGUGGUUGACCAGUGGCGCAACUAGCUUCGAGUAUGGCAAAUAUGAUUUUGCUCGUUUGGCUAUGGAUAAAAUGGGUAUGGCUAAAGGUGGUUCUUCCGACGUGCCCUUAACUAUGGACGGCGAUGUUGACUACGAAGCAUUGUUGAAAAUGCCAAAAUAA